Molecule: messenger RNA, 1413 nt
Organism: Vicia faba (fava bean)
Lineage: Eukaryota; Viridiplantae; Streptophyta; Magnoliopsida; Fabales; Fabaceae
Source: the annotation of a GenBank genome assembly
AUGGAUGGCGAAUUGAGGAAUUGGUGUUUGGAAUACCUCGUUAGAAACUCAACCAUACAAACCAACAUCAUUAACAAACUCAUCUCUACAAUCUCAGUCUCCAACACCAAUCACCGCACCAAGAAAACAAUCAUCCUUAGAACCCUCGAAGACGCCUUGUCGGAAGCAUGUAUCCCAGAAUCUAUGCUCCAAAUUCUCGAGUAUCUUGAAGCAGGAAUAUCAAACCCUAGCUAUGGAAAAGCGGUAGAGAGGAUAUGGAAGGGUAGGGUUCAUGAUAUGCUGAGUGAGGGAAGUAGUUUUUUGGUAUCUGAUGAAUUGAAACAAUGGAAAAAUGAGAUUGAGAAUUCGCUUUUGGAUGUGAAAGUUAUGGAGAAGCUUGCUUCCAUGCCGAAUACUCGAAGAGACGCGAUUCGAAAGCUGCACGCUUUUUUGGCUGAAGCUUGGGAGAAUUUAGGUCCUUCUUUUCUUGAAUCAGUGGCGCAGAAUCAAUUGGAUGCGAGUUCGAGUGUGGGUGUCUUGCAGAUGAAUAAACAACAGGGGAAAGAAAUUCAGAAAGAGAAUGACAAGGUUGAUGCCAAGUUUACUACUACGGUGGAUGUUGAGGGGGUGAAUUUAUCAACCUCUUGUAGCAAAGAUGACUCUGUGCCGAUUAACGAGGUCCCGGAGAAUGGGGAAUCUCUUAAAUGCUGUUCUGUGGAGUUGCAAACCUUGGGCAAGGAUCCUGGUUUGGUAAUUGAGGACACGAAUCAGGAGCCACAGAUGGAAAAUCGGAGUACGGAUGCAAAUGUAUCCGAGCCACAGAUGGAAAACAUGAGUAUGGAUGAAAAUGUAGCCGAGCCACAGAUGGAAAACAUGAGUACGGAUGAAAAUGUAGCCGAGCCACCGAUGGAAAACCGGAGUACAGGUGAAAAUGUAGCCGAGCCACAGAUGGAAAACCGGAGUAUGGAUGCAACUGAGGCUAAUCUUAAUGAGACAGCUUCUGUCCAUCAGAGUGAUGCUCAGGAGACAGCUUCUGUCCAUCAGUGUGAUGCUCAGGAGACAACUUCUGUCCAUCAGAGUGAUGCUCAUCGCCCUAACUUGAUGGAACCCAAUACUACUGCUCGUAGUCACGAGUGGGAUGAUUCGAUAGAUGGCUUGCAAGGAGAAACAUCGCAUCAGACUAGCAAAUUUAGUUUGCCUAGUCCAAGGAGGAAGAAAGUUUCUCCAUUGAAGGCGUAUGAACCAAAAAACAUCACAAAAAGGAGAAGGCCGAAAAAAUGGAGUAAAUUGGAAGAGGAUACUCUAAGGACCGGAGUAAACAAAUUUGGUAGAGGAAAUUGGAAAUUAAUCCUUAACACUUAUACAUUUGAAGAGAGAACUGAAGUUGAUUUGAAGGACAAAUGGAGAAACAUGAUGCGGUAUGGAAGCCAAUGA